AUGUAUAUGAGAAGCGUUGCAGAAAACUACGUCCGGAUUCGGCGUUGUUGCUCUCUUCGCCUCAUUCUUGUUUCCGCUGUGAUCCUAACAGGUGAGCUCCUUCCGGUUUUGCUAACGUGGGUACGUUUUUCUCCGCUGAGCCCAAGGUCGCCAGAUGAAGUUCGGUUACUUCUGGCUUCCGAUCCCCAUGUUCAACUAAGCAAUUCGAUCUUUGCCCUAACACAUCGGCUUGCUUUGUUCGAUUCCGAUAGUUUCUUGAGAAUUUUCUUUCUCCUAUUUUUGAAGUAUAGUGACCCCAACGGGAUCGUCCUCCUCGGAGAUCUCACAGAUGGUGGCAGUAGUGUGUCGGAGUGGUCGUUCUCGGAUGCGGUUCGACGCAUCAAACAUAUCUUCAUCUCAUCACAUCACAUUCCGUGCCUUGUUGUUCCUGGUGAUAAUGAUAUAGGCGGAGAAGGAAAUGACUUCAUCUCUGAUGAACGCGUGCUUCGGUUCCAAAAAGCGUUUGUUGGAUUCACUGAGGUCAACGACUUUGGCUUUCUGAAAUUGUAUGGGCAUUCUCCUUGGUCCCAUUCCACUGACGUUCGACCUGAGUCCAAGAACACCACACUGAUUGCAUACGUGUCACAUACUUCCAUGGUCGCUCCGUUUAUAAACGGUGUACCUGAGGUUUUGUCCCAUUUAAGACCGUCACUGCUACUUAGUGGACACGAUCACUUGGCUUAUGCCCUCCGUUGGAAACGAUCACCGAAUUCCACCGUACAAUUCAAAUGGCUGGUACCUCCGGAUGGACUUCAGCUUUUCUCUACGCCAUUUGAAACUUACCUUGGAAGUGGUUUGUCCGACGGUGGUUUUGGUUCCGUUAUCCAACUAGGCGUGCCUUCGUGCAGUUACCGUUCCGGCGAACCUCACUUGGCGGCCUAUGGUCUGCUUCAGGUGUAUCGGAAUCGAAGCAUGCGGUACACGUUGGCGCCGCUGCCACAUCGGUUUCACAUCCUUCUCCUCUACUCUUUUGUUUUUCUCACGUUGUGUCUUUAUACCUUGUUCAAACUCAGUCCGACUGCUUUCGUACGCAGAUUUCUGCUUGACGCUGUCCUCGCCCUGUUGUUUUACUUUUCUUGUCACUUGGUCCUGUUCAAUUUUCUCUAUAUGAUCUGA
Molecule: messenger RNA, 1155 nt
Organism: Dicrocoelium dendriticum
Lineage: Eukaryota; Metazoa; Platyhelminthes; Trematoda; Plagiorchiida; Dicrocoeliidae
Source: the annotation of a GenBank genome assembly